AAAACCUCACCUACCUUUUGCCUACGGGCCGUAACUCCCCACCUCCCUUCCUCCUUUCCACACCCCCCCGGUCGUCGUCCUUUUCUGCCACCCUCUCGCUACCGCCAGUUCCAGCCCCUCUUCACAAGCUUCGAUACCAACACCCCCUCCUCCGUUGCGACGAAGAACAUCAUCGAAUUCCCCAUCCCAUUCGAAACGCCGGCACCCUGAAAUCCUCGUUUCCCCUCCCUCUUCCUCUCUUCGUUCCCAAUCCUCAAACAAUUAGGGUUAGGGUUAGGGUUCUUUGUCGGUGACCGAGGGGCUGCCAAGUGUUUGAUGAAAUGGCGAAGCUCGAGGAGGAGCAGGGAGGAAUGAACGGCCAUCAGCUCAAUCCGCUGAAUGUGUCGCGGUCGCGGUCCGUGUGCGAGACGGUAAAUGGGUCUCACCGGUAUACGGUGAAGGGGUUCUCGCUGGCGAAGGGGAUGGGUCCUGGGAGGUACCUGUCCAGCGACACCUUCACCGUCGGGGGAUACCAGUGGGCCGUCUACUUCUAUCCCGACGGCAAGAACCCGGAGGAUAACUCUCUUUAUGUCUCAGUGUUCAUUGCCCUGGCGAGCGAGGGGACCGACGUGAGGGCGCUCUUUGAACUCACGCUGGUCGACCAGAGCGGCAAGGGGAGGCACAAGGUGCACAGCCACUUCGAUCGAGCGCUAGAGGCCGGGCCCUACACGCUCAAGUACCGGGGGAGCAUGUGGGGAUACAAGCGGUUUUACAGGAGGACAUCUUUAGAAACAUCGGAUUAUCUCAAGGAUGAUUGUCUAAUUAUGAACUGCACAGUGGGUGUUGUUAGAAACCAUAUUGAAACACCAACACAGCUUUCAAUUUUUGUACCACCACCAGACUUGGGUCAGUGUCUCAAGGAGUUGUUCACAUCCGGCAUUGGUUCUGACAUAGAUUUUGAGGUUGGUGAUGAGACAUUUAAAGCUCACAAGCAGAUUCUCGCUGCUCGCUCGCCAGUAUUUAGUGCACAAUUUUUUGGUCUUAUUGGGAAUCCAAAUGUGGACAAAAUUGUUGUGGAGGAUGUUGAACCUCCUAUUUUCAAGGCCAUGCUUCUGUUUAUAUAUUCUGAUGAACUCCCUGAUGUGCAUGAUCUAACUGGAUCAGUUUCUAUGUGCACAUCCACGAUUAUGGUACAACAUCUAUUGGCCGCAGCUGAUAGAUAUGGACUGGAACGUCUAAAACUGUUAUGUGAAGCAAAACUGUGUGAAGAAGUCACUGCUGAUACUGUAGCAACAACCUUGGCCCUGGCAGAGCAACACCAAUGUGCUCAAUUGAAGGCUGUCUGCUUAAAAUUUACAGCAGCUCGAGAAAACUUGGGAGCUGUGAUGCAGACUGAAGGGUUCAAUUACUUGGAGGCGACGUGCCCAUCUUUGCUGUCAGACUUGUUGGCAACUGUUGCUGUGGUAGAUGACGACUCUAGUCCUAUCAGCAGGAAGAGGAGCGGUAGCAGUAACAUAGGGCUCAAUUUAAUGGACAGUGUUGAUUUGAAUGGGAGGCGUAUGAAGAGGCGGAUGUAGCUUGCAAUUGAUCUUAGGAUAGUCCGUAAGUAUUGUAGCGUCUUGCUGCUUCCUCCACAGACCUUAUCUGGGUGUUCAGAUCUGUACAUUUGUGUAGUGAAGUGGCAUCACUGAUUUGAUUUGAACUUUAGUGGCUUAUAAAUAAUUCAUCCUUAUUAUCAAGCAGUUGUGCGGUUGAGCUUUGAAUUUAACAAUGAUAUCACUGAACGGACCUGGAGCUUUGAAGGUCUCAGGAAGAGCUCUCUGAUGUUGUCUUU
Messenger RNA from Elaeis guineensis (African oil palm), 1813 nucleotides. Its product is annotated as BTB/POZ and MATH domain-containing protein 3. The record is from RefSeq and is a predicted model, not a curated record. Gene Ontology annotation, biological process: protein ubiquitination. NCBI's taxonomy places the organism in Eukaryota, Viridiplantae, Streptophyta, Magnoliopsida, Arecales, Arecaceae. Gene Ontology annotation, molecular function: protein binding.